GUUCUCACAGUCGUCUUGCUUGCUCACCACGAUGCAGAUGUGUUGAAAAUGGAAGACAAGUUUAUCACGACGUUGUUUUUAACAUUAUUUUGGAGUUCUUUGUUGAUCGCAGGUGAAGAUGAAUCUGCCUUCUGUAACACACAACCCCCUGGUUUAACUGGCUACAACCAAUUUUGCAGUAUUAGCAGCCAGUGUGUCACGGGAAAAUGCAAGGAUUCAAAAUGUGUAUGUGAUGAUGGGACAACGUUCAGCACUUGCGCUGUUGCUUGUGUUCCCGAUUGUAAUAGCACAGUGACAGCCACAACAGGAACGAUAACCAGCCCAAGUUAUCCACAAAGUUUUGCAGCCUACUGUACUUGGACCAUUCAAGGACCGAUGGAGACAUUCAUAGCCUUCGAGUAA
Molecule: messenger RNA, 402 nt
Organism: Physella acuta
Lineage: Eukaryota; Metazoa; Mollusca; Gastropoda; Physidae
Product: blastula protease 10-like
Source: RefSeq, a predicted model, not a curated record